Monopterus albus (swamp eel) is the source of this 7859-nucleotide messenger RNA. It is a transcript of the gene myt1lb, whose product is annotated as myelin transcription factor 1-like, b. Gene Ontology annotation, molecular function: zinc ion binding; RNA polymerase II cis-regulatory region sequence-specific DNA binding; DNA-binding transcription factor activity, RNA polymerase II-specific. Gene Ontology annotation, biological process: regulation of transcription by RNA polymerase II. NCBI's taxonomy places the organism in Eukaryota, Metazoa, Chordata, Actinopteri, Synbranchiformes, Synbranchidae. The record is from RefSeq and is a predicted model, not a curated record. Gene Ontology annotation, cellular component: nucleus.
CUCGCUCCUAAACAAAAGCACAAAACAAGUUUACCCAUGCGACCCAGGAUGGACAAUAAAAGUAAAAUAGUAACAAAUGGAUGGAGCGCUCACCUCUUUCCACUCGACACCAUGCAGGAAAGAGAGCGGAAGAGGUGCGCGACCCCUCUUUAUACCCGGCUACCAACAAAGAAAAGCAUGGCUCAGCUGCGAGCCCUAGUGGAAUGGAGGUAUCCCUGACCAGGCAUGUGAAUUAACUUGCACAUGAACCAAAACAUUUUGUGUUAUUAUUACAUCCCGGUUACAUUCUGUGUAAUUAUUACAUCCCGGUUACAUUCUGUGUAAUUAUUACAUCCCGGUUACAUUUUGUGUAAUUAUUACAUCCCGGUUACAUUCUGUGUAAUUAUUAUACCCCGGUUACAGGAGCAGUGCUCAUCACUGAACACAUUGCUACAGCUAGCCUGUUUCAAUACUCAUCUAUCUUCUGCGCUCUUAAUUCUGGUGCUCAGCCAGCCUCGAAGCCUGGAAUUGAGGAGAAAAAGCGUUAAUUAACAGCAAGCCAGCGAUCAGCAUGAGACUUUCUUUAAGUUUGCAUCAACUCUCUGAAUGAUCCCAGGCCAGCUAAUGUGCACUGAACCACAAGUGGAGCUCAUUUUGUCUUUUUAAAGGCACAAAUUUGUCUCUUCCAUUUGAAAUAAAUGCACUGCACAUGUUCCACAUGGAACACUAUCAUCCCCACCAUCACUCUGUUCUCUUUCACUUUCCCUGCCCUCCCUCGCUGCAUCUCUACCCCAGGCCCGUGGGAAGAACUGACUCUGGGAGCAGAUAGUCUGCAGCCCUGAAUAAAUGUAUAAGAGGUAGAAGGGGAAGGGAGGGCACAUUAGCAGGCAGAGAGAGAGCAGGUGGGGGGUGGGGGUGGGGGGGACAACAUAUUGACUGUUGGACGACAUACUUGCACAGUGUACAGAAAGCGAGUUACACAAAGAGAAAUAUUCAAGGAGAGAGGAGGAAAAUAGUUCAGCUUAUAGGACUGAGGAAGGAGACAGAGCGUAUGAGCUGCCUUCCACCUUCUCUCCCUCUCCUCCAAGCAUAAACACAUGCUUAUACACACUCCCACCCUUUCUCCUAGACACACACACACACACACACACACACACACACACAUGCAUGCCUGCAUGCAAACGCACACAUACUGACACACACAAUUGCUUUAGGGUAUACCGGUCGGCUUUGGCAGUCCUCUCCUUUGUUGUUUUUGCUAUUGGUUAGUCUCAGCGGCAGCACGGCGUGUGCCUCUAUUGCUGGGGUGGGUGCAUGUGUAUGUGUGUGGAGUCUGCGAGGCAGUGUGUGAAGGAUGCCACUAGCAGUAUCCGGAAAAUGAGUUUGGAGGAGAUGUGGUGAGCCGUUCUUCUCCAGCUGAACAUCAGUAGGUCACAGUGGAAGCAGAGGUCUGGACCAAAGAGCUGUCUCAACCGCGAACCAUUUCAGAUGGAGGUGGAUGCAGACGAUAAGCGUCAUCGCACACGCUCCAAAGUGCCUGUGGAUCCAGCAUUAACAGAGCUUUUCAGUGUGUAUGGCUGCCCUGUGGCCAAGAAGAGAAUGAGUCUAGACAGACAAACCCUGGAAACAUCCCCCAAGAGGAGCACCUACCUUGAUGAUAUGGACAACUCCACAAUGGAGGAGUGCUACGAGACAGACGGAACUGAGGAGAUGGAUGACAGGGAGGAAGAGGAGGAUGAAGGAGCUGUAGAGGAGGAGGAAGAAGGAGAAGUGGAGGAGGAGGAGGAGGACAUGGAAGGCUACAUGGACUACAAUGUAGAACAAAUGGAGCAUGAAGACGGGGAGGUGGAGAGAGGGGAUGCAGAGGGGGAAGAGGAAGAGGAAGAAGAGGAGGUAGAGGUGGAGCAAGAAGAGGAGGAGGAGGGUGAUGAGGAGAGGGUGGAGGAGGCAGAGGAAGACGAGGAAGCGGUAGAGGAGGUGGACUAUGAAGAGGGAGAAGAGGAGGAAGGAGAGCAGGGUCAAAGGGCAGCAGAGGACGAUCAGAUGAGCAGCAGCGAGGGGGGCGAGGGCGAUGGUGGAGGUGGUUGUAACAACGCCAAACCUGGCCUGAUGAUGGAGAAGGAUGACAACAACAACGAUGAGUAUGAAAACUAUGAUGAACUUGUAGCCAAGUCCCUCCUCAACCUCGGCAAGAUUGCAGAAGAUGCUGCCAACAGAGCCAUGACGGAAUCUGAGAUGAACAGCAACUUGUCUCACAGUGCCGAGGAAGAAGAGGAGGAGGAGGAAGAGGAAGAGGAGGAGGAAGAAGAGGAGGGGGAUGAAGAAGAGGAGGAAGAGGAAGAAGAGGAGGAGGAAGAGGAGGAAGAAGAGUUGGAAGGGGAUGAAACACAAAGGGGUGAUCUAAGUUUGGAUGUGGACAGUGAUGUGGUUCGGGAGACAGUGGACUCCCUCAAACUGCUGGCCCAAGGUCAUGGUGCAGUGCUGUCGGACAAUUUAGAUGGACAGGAGUUUGAGGAUGGUACAGCCGAGAACAGGGAGGAGGCUGACUGUGCCCACAAUGGGGGAAAUGCACACAGCGGUGGUAACGGACAACUUAAAACCAACAUUAAUGGACAAAUAGAAAACAGCGAUGAGGAAGUGUGUUUAAGCAGUCUGGAGUGCCUACGAAACCAGUGCUUUGACCUGGCUCGGAAACUAAGUGAAACAAAGUCUGCUGACCGAAAUGGACCAUCCCAGCAAAAUCAUUUCUUAUGCGGGGAUCCCAAUCAACAGACCCAGCACCAUGGGUAUGGGGAUUUCCACCACAGCCAGGACAACACACGGACACUUGAUAGGAACUAUUCCGACAUGGACAAUCUGAUGAAGCUCGAGGAGCAGCUGAGCCCACGCUCCAAAACUUUCUCCAGUUGUGCACAGGAUGACAGAUAUCAUAGCAACCACCUGGACUUUGAUGAGGACACCGCGUCAGUGACAUCAGACCCAUCGGAAGAAGUGUUUGACAUGACAAAGGGUAACCUGUCACUUUUGGAGAAGGCCAUUGCACUAGAGUCAGAACGCGCCAAGGCAAUGCGAGAUAAAAUAGCGGCUGAGGCUGCCAGGAGAGAUGGAGUGAGGUAUAACCAUGAAGACCAUGGCCCACGGCAUAGCUAUGGUGUUGAGCGUAAAGCCCGACUUCCUGAUGGUAUGAAGAAGCCUUUUUACCAUAAAGAUGUUUCACGUGCAGACAAGAAGGAAAGCCGGUGUCCAACACCGGGCUGUGACGGCACGGGUCAUGUGACGGGCUUGUACCCACAUCAUCGGAGUCUGUCCGGCUGUCCGCACAAAGACAGGGUGCCGCCAGAAAUUGUGGCUAUGUAUGAGAAUGUUCUUAAGUGUCCUACGCCUGGCUGCACAGGACGCGGCCAUGUCAAUAGCAACAGAAACUCCCACAGAAGUUUGUCAGGAUGUCCCAUCGCUGCAGCCGAGAAGUUGGCCAAAGCCCAGGAGAAGCAUCAGAGCUGUGACGGCCCCAAGUCCAAUCAGGCCUCUGACCGAGUCUUAAGGCCUAUGUGCUUUGUCAAACAACUGGACUAUCCACAGUAUGGUUACAAGAACAAUGUUUCCACCAGCACGCCGCGCUCCAACCUGGCCAAGGAGCUGGAGAAGUACUCCAAGACCAGCUUCGACUACAGCGCCUUUGAUGGCAGCAACAACCACCAAGUGUACGGGAAACGGGCCAUCGCACCCAAAGUCCAUGGACAAAGGGACACCUCCCCGAAAGGAUAUGACGCCAAACGUUACUGCAAGAACUCCAGCUCAGCCAGCAGCACCACCAGCACCUACGCCCCCAGCAGUAGCAGCAGCAGCCUGAGCUGUGGUGGUGGAGGAGGGGACACAGGAGGAGGAGGCGGGGGCGGGGGCAGCAGCGCCAGCAGCACCUGCAGCAAGAGCAGCUUUGACUACAGUCACGACAUGGAGGCCGCCCACAUGGCAGCCACGGCCAUCCUCAACCUGUCCACGCGCUGCAGGGAGAUGCCCCACAGCAUGGGCGGGAAACGCCAGGACCUGUGCUCACAGAGUCCCGGUCUAGAUGUUGAUGAGAAUGGUACAUUGGACCUGAGAAGAGCAAGCGUCUGUGUGGCGGCGGUGGCGGUGGAAGACCCCCCGCGGGGGAAAGCCGCUCUGCUGGGCCCCCGCUGCUACGGCAUUGGGGACGCCGCCGACUGCUGGGACCUGCCAGUAGACUACACCAAGAUCAAACACAUAGACGAGGACGAGAAAGAGCCGGAUGAGCUGGAUCCUUUCCAUGACCUGCUGGAGGACCGCUCCUACACCACAGAUGUUAACAUGCCCACCACCAAGCCCAAGUACGUCCAGUGCAAGGAGAGUAAGAAGGACCUGAUAACUCUCUCAGGUUGCCCUUUAGCUGAUAAAAGCAUUCGAAGUAUGCUGGCCAACAACGCGCAAGAGCUCAAGUGCCCAACACCAGGGUGCGAUGGUUCAGGACAUAUCACUGGCAACUACGCCUCACACAGAAGUCUCUCAGGGUGUCCGCGGGCCAGGAGAAGUGGGAUAAAGAUCAUCCACAGUAAAGAGAACAAAGAAGACCAGGAGCCUAUCAGGUGUCCAGUCCCAGGUUGUGAUGGUCAGGGACAUGUGACAGGGAAGUAUGCCUCCCACAGAAGUGCAUCAGGAUGUCCAAUAGCAGCCAAGAGACAAAAGGAUGGCUAUCUAAACGGCAUUCAGUUCACAUGGAAGUCCGGCAAGACGGAAGGCAUGUCCUGCCCCACGCCAGGCUGUGAUGGCUCUGGUCACGUCAGCGGCAGCUUCCUGACACAUCGGAGUUUGUCGGGUUGUCCACGUGCCACCUCCGCCAUGAGAAAAGCCCGGCUCUCCGGAGUGGAAAUGCUAACGAUAAAGCAGCAACGUACCAGCAACGGGCUAGAGCAUGAAGAGGAGAUCAAACAGCUGGAUGAAGAAAUCAAAGAUUUAAGUGAAUCGAAUUCACAAGUGGAAGCAGACAUGAUCAAACUUCGAACACAGAUUACAACAAUGGAGUCCAACCUGAAGUCAAUAGAGGAGGAAAACAAGGUGAUUGAACAGCAAAAUGAAUCUCUCCUGCAUGAGCUGGCCAACCUCAGCCAGUCACUGAUAAACAGUUUAGCUAAUGUCCAGCUCCCUAAUAUGAAACCACUGACACACAAGGAGCCUCCUCUAAGGAAUAACAGCUGUUUACAGAUGCACCAGCAAGAGCCAAUAAGUGAGCAGAACUUUGACGCCUACGUGACCACUCUGACGGAUAUGUAUGCAAACCAAGACCAGUACCAGAGCCCAGAAAACAAAGCUCUGUUGGAAAAUAUCAAGCAAGCUGUUCAAGGGAUCCAAGUGUAACCAUUCAGCAAAGGGAGAUUUUUGUUCCCCCAGCAGGUGUGUGGAUGGUGUAUCACAUCCACACACAAACAGGCAGUGGUGGUUUGAUCUCCUCGGUUCAGUGCAGUAACUUAUAUAGUGUUACCUAUUCUCAAUUUUGUUCUCUCCAAAAAAGAGGUAUUACGCUUAGAAAGAUCUCAAGAUCAUUUUUUUCUUUUCCUUUUGCUUUGAGGAAGAACAUGAAAGAGUAAACCACAAAAUAGUUUUUGAGGACAUUCACAUUUUGUACGUUUUCAUAUGAGCUGACAUAGUGUCAUGUAAUGUUUCUAGCUGCUCAUGUAUGCACAUUUGUAGUGUAUAUUUCUGAACAGUAAGCUAACAAUAACGGAACGCAAGUUCUUUUUAUUGCUUGACAAUAAAACAUUUUAGAUGAAAAAACUGGACAGUGAAAUAAAAAUGAAAAAACUACAAACAAGAAGGAAGCUACUUGUUUUUCUCCUCGCGGAUGAUUUUGGACUUGAUGAUUUUAGAUGUUUUUUUUAAAUUUCUUCUUCUUCAUCAUCAUCUUCGUCUUGCGUGUAGAUUGUUCAAGAGCAAGAACUGGUUUGCAAAUUGCUUUAUUUUCAGACAGUGCUUGAGAAAUGUUUGUGUUUUGUUUUGAUGAAAAAAAAAAAGAUCUGUAGCUGUAGGUGGGGGCAUCUUUAAUUGGUGCUGUAAAUGAACCCAGAGAGGGAACUGACCUGGUGUAUGUAUGAAUGUAUGUAUGAACAGUCCUAUUGUAAACAUCAUUACACGGAAACCUGAUGGUGGAUAUCCCAUUAUCUAGGAGGGCCAAUUAAUUCCUAGAGGAACACAUCUGUGCGGUGCAUGCAUGUUCACAUGCUUAUCCUUAACUAAUCUCAAAUAGAAAUGAUGUGUAAAGACAAUGACCUAUAGAGAUACGUAAUGUUCUAGUAUCAAUUUUGAGACUUGUGUUGCUAGGAUCAAAUAAUGUCUCAGCAAUAUAAUAAUUAAAUCAUUUGUUUAUCAGGUACGGGAUGCAAUCUGCAAAGGGAAAAAAGGUUGGGUAUAUGCAAUUUCUUGUUUAUAAGCAUAGUGGGAUAACAUGAAUCUUUUUAAUAUAGCCUAUGUAAAGUAUUGAUUUUUAUACAAAUCUUUUAAUACAAAAAGUCUUUUUAAAAAAGAGGGGGGAACCAGGACAUUGAGUUUUAGAAGCGAAAGUAUAUGAGUUUUUUUUUUUUCUGUACAAUUUUGCACAGGGACACCUUCGUUUCCAUGUUUUGAUGUUCUUACAGAAGCUAGAAGCAGUACCCAAGAGCCUAAAAGGAGGGUUUCUGAGGGUUUUGUAAAGAGUAUUUAUGUAUGACAGCGGGACUUACAGGGUCACUGUCCCCACUUAUGUGCCAGUAGACUAUUUGCACUUGUCCUUGAAGAUAUUAUCCUUACGUACGGCGACGUGCAAUUUUCCAGGUGACUUCUUUGGCACACGAUUGGAGUAGCCAACUGCUCGGAGCCACUGCAGGUGUGGAUUUAGCACCACUGAGAGAGGAAGAACAGGGACUUGAAAUCAGAGAAGAAGAUGAUUAUUACCAUAGCAGUUAUACUCUAGGCUAUUAUUGAGUGUAAAAACAUUAACAAUGCUCUUUCAUUUUUGCUCUGUUUUAGGAAGAUGAAGUUAUCCCCCAGCAGCACUUUAUAUCUAAUCACUGUACAAAGGAUUAAAUAGUCAAUCAAUUCAAGGUUUUAAAAAAAAGCAGAAAAUGAAGGCCUCCUGAAACCUUCAGGGGGGUGAUACAAUCCAGCAUCACGCCCGUAUGCCUGACUGUAUGUACCCCUUCAUUCUGUUGUUCUAGUUGUUAGCGAUCAUGUUCAGAUUUUGCCUUUUUGAGAGCUAAUGCAAAAGGUGCUUGUCGCUCACCUGACUGAAUCUCAUCUAUUGUACUUUACUGUCCUCCUUCAGGACUCUGCUAUCCAUCAUCCAUGACUGCAUAUGCCUUCUUCCACAGCAUCGUGUCUGCAGCUUUUCGCCAAUAUAGUAAUGCUUCAGUAGAGUAAUAGCUAGUACCAGUUUUUGAAUUAAUUCUCAUUAUCAGUAAAAAUGGAAAAGGGAUUUUAAAGCACAAACCGGCUGCUCAUAUGAUGUUGGUACGUAAAUAGCAAAUCUGAAAAGAUUUAUCUGUGACUAUCUAUAGGGAACACAAAAAGGUUGUCACAUAUUUAGAAUGCUGACUUUUCAUAUAAAUUAUUGUGAAUUCAUCAGAGUUUAUUAUUUUGUUUGAGCCACUUCAUUUUGAGGUUGAUUUCAGUGACCAUUAACAAAGACAGGAUUUUGUAAAAAUUAUUGUGCUCUCUGUGGAACUGAAGUUUGAUUUAUUUUUGUACUACACAGCAUGGAUUUGUUGACAUUUUAAUUUUGCUAUAAAUGUGUGAGAUCACAAGUUGCUGUGAUAUUUCAUUUAUAAAUUGUGAACUUUGUACAAUUUUUGUCAUGCUGGAUGUUGACACAUCUUACUCUGAAUAAAGAAAAAAUG